Molecule: messenger RNA, 2330 nt
Organism: Syngnathus acus (greater pipefish)
Lineage: Eukaryota; Metazoa; Chordata; Actinopteri; Syngnathiformes; Syngnathidae
Product: CUB and sushi domain-containing protein 1
Exons: 6
Coding region: 724-1368 (214 amino acids)
Source: RefSeq, a predicted model, not a curated record
AUGAUUUUGGAAGAAUGAUGACUCAAGGCACUUUUGUUUCUAGCUCAACUGAAUGUAACUGGUAAGAUGUGAUUGUAAAGUUGUAUCAUUUUCCCAUCAAAAUGACAAGUCUAUAUUAGGCAAACCUCCGCUCCUAUCUUGUUUGUCAACGUUGUAGACAACUAGAUUGUCUGUAUUUUUAUGGAAUUAUAACUUGAAUUCAUUCAUCCUAUGCAUCCUACCUCCCAUAUAGCAUCGCCACAUUGGUGUUUGUUAAUUUUCCGGAACAUGAAGGAUCAAGAAAAUGGCAUCCACACUAUGAUGCGAUAUGUUAUGCCUACCACAUUGUUGUGUUUAUCUACUAUACGCGAAACUUAAAUUAAAUGGCAGUUUUAAAAAUGGUACUGUGAAAUGCUUGUUCUUCAUUAUCCAUUUGUAUUUUUUAACUGCUUAUUCCAUUCAGGGUUGCAAGGAAAUGAAGCCCACCCCGGCUGACUGAAGUCAGGCAAGUGUAGAUCUUCAAUAUCAGUAUUACUCUGGUAAAUGGUGACCCCUGACUGGUAGUUAAACAUUGCUUGGAGUGCGUUUGUUGUAUUGUGCAGUGUUUUACUGCGCCCCCUGGCGACACUUUUGCUUUAUUGCAGCUCGUAGUUAACCCGAACCUGUCAGUGAUGAGGAAAACAUUUUAGACCUCAUACAGAUCUGCAGGGUUUGCCAGAAACGUUGCAAAGGAGCGGAAAUGCAAUGAGGUUUCAUCCCCUGCUGCUGCUGUUUUUUACAUCCUUGCAGAGUGCAACUUCUCAGGUGUCUGAAUGGAUCGAAGAGGUAGAAGUUAGUGUAGGUGACACCGAAUGGAUUGGCCAACCAGAUUUCCUAGGUGACCUCUACUGGUCAGGGACAGCCCCACUUUGUCUGCCGGGCUGCAAGGCGCGCCACCAUGAACUCAAGCGAGAUCCCUGUGGCGACUCAAGCUGCUGCUGGCUGGGUUACAAGUCUCUGUGCAGAGUGAACUGCGGGAAGCCAGAUGUGGAUUUUAAUGGAAUGGUGGAUGGAGAUGACUGGUGGGUGGGAUCUGUACUGAGGUACUCCUGUCUUCCUGGCUUCAUGCUAGUGGGAAACGACACCCGGACUUGCCAAUCUAAUGGCCUAUGGACGCCGAAACCUUUCUGCCUCAGAAUGUGCAAAAAGGGGUCCAUUGAAAUCAGUGAGAGGGAACUCAAUGGAACCUGCAACGCUACCUGUGAAUAUAAAAGCUACUCGGGUCCUCCCAAACAAGGCUGCGCUCAGAUACACAACUGCAAGAAGAAGGAGACCGGCUGGAAGCGUUUCUUCUCUCAGUGUAUCCCUUGCAUCUGCGACUGUGCUUUAUCAUGCCUAUCUGUAGGCUAAAUAAAGUAACAGGAGACAUCCCCUGCAGAACAGAAGGACAGCAGAUUGUUCAUCUGGUGUAACUGAGCUAUAAAGUCAACGCAAGUAACAUUAAUUGAGUCAAUCUUGAUAUCUUUAUUAUGCCUAUAUCUAUAUUAAUUGGACCGGGCCAAUCUUUGGAUUCCUCAACACAUUCCAAGAGAUGGUAUCAGCUUUUCUCAAAGCUUAUUAUUGAUCCAAGAAUCAGACUUGAUAUUUACAGUCUACAUUAGUGUUUAUGUGCACUUUAGUGUGUAGUUUAUUGUAAGUUAAACACACGAGAGGAAUGGAACUGUGUGGAUUAGUGGCUCCACUGCGUCGUCCAUCUGUCCCUCGGGGAUCUGAACCCUUAAUCUCAUUGCAAAAGGGCGGAGCAGCACUGUGAGUAGCUCACAGGGCACGUUUAACACAGACAAUGUUGUUGGAUAGUUUGUUUCUUUAAACACAGCACUGUAGAAAGGUAUGCAAAAAAAUGUCUUGCAAAAUGUUUCUUUUUUUAAGCUGUAUUUUAUUAAUAUUUUAGGGUCUGAUUUGUAAGGCACAUUUGGAUACUUCAUUACCAAUGUUAACCACCAGAUAGUGCUGUAUUUUUUCUAAACCUUACAUCGCCUUCUGCAUUAAAUCAAAAAGAAGUUAUCAGUUGACAGUGUCACAAAUGAUUCAGAUGAUGGCCCAACUCCUGAACCUCAGCACUAUGUGUUCAUCUUCCGCUGGUGUGUAGCAGCCAAUUCCUGUGAAAACACACGAAAGAAACAUGGUUGGAGGGGGCGUGGGGGGCACAUUUUUACUGCACAGUUAAUUUCACAUUCAUUUUCCAGUUACCUUGAAAAGUGGUUUAUUAAAACAAAGAAAAGAUUCUCAGUUUUUUUUCUUUUGUGGUAGGAGUGUGAAUUUUGAGGGGCAGUUGUGCCCAUUUUAUAUCAAUAAAGCAAUCUGCUUCUUCA